ACAAUUUAGUCCGUGAACAACUUUAUAUGUACUCUUUUAUGCGAGAAAGUUAUAGCACUUUCCUUCUUCUUUCCAGUGCACAAAGUUUGUUUUGGUGACAAGAGUCGAACUAAGUUUAUUAUUGUUAGCAAAUAUGCGAAGAUGUUUGAAACGUGAAGAAGCUUCGAUCUUCCUAACCAAUUGGCAAAGGCACAGACAUAUUCAGAUUCAGAGUUGUCAUUAUAUUUCUCAUCCUCCUCGGUCUCCUUCUCCUUCUAAUUCUUCUAAUGCACCACAGCUUGUCCGUGACUAUAUUUCACGUAAUGAAAUCAAACUUGCACGUCACAUGUUCGACAAAAUUCCAAACCCGAGUAUUGUUUUGUGGAACAUGAUGAUCCGAGCUUAUGCUUGGGCUGGCCCAUUUCAACAAUCCAUUCAUUUGUAUCUUCAAAUGUUGCAUCUUGGCUUGACACCCACCAAGUUCACCUUCCCUUUUGUUCUCAAAGCUUGCUCCGCUCUACAAGCAUUACAACUUGGGAGACUUAUACAUAACCAUGCACACUUACUUGGUCUCUCGAUGGAUGUCUAUGUUUCCACGGCGUUGCUUGAUAUGUACUCUAAGUGUGGCAAUUUGUUUGAAGCACAAACACUAUUUAAUACUAUGUCCCACGUCGAUAGGGAUAUUGUCGCCUGGAAUGCCAUGAUAGCUGCAUUUUCGUUUCAUGCACUUCAUGCUGAAACAAUGCAGCUGCUUUCCCAAAUGCUGCAAGAUGGAAUUUCUCCUAAUUCUUCGACUUUUGUAUCUGUUCUACCCACAAUUGGACAAGCUAAUGCACUACGCCAGGGGAAGGCUAUUCACUCUCACUGUCUCAGGAGGAAAUUCUUUUGUGACAACGUCGUUCUUGCAACUGCACUUUUGGAUAUGUAUGCUAAGUGUAAUCACUUAUCUUAUGCCAGAAAAAUCUUUAAUACUGUCAAUAAAAAAAAUGAGAUAUGUUGUACCGCUAUGAUUGCAGGUUAUGUCCUUCAUCAUUGCAUGCCAGAUGCAUUGGCCCUUUAUGAUGACAUGCUAUGUAUAUACAACUUGAAUCCCACACCAGCCACUCUAGCAACCGUGCUUCGAGCUUGUGCACAACUCACUGAUCUCAAAAGGGGGAAAAACUUGCAUUGUCACAUCAUUAAGUCAGGAAUACACCUAGAUACAACAGUAGGAAACUCAUUGAUAUCAAUGUAUGCCAAGUGUGGCAUUAUGGACGAUGCAGCGGGGUUUCUUGAUGAAAUGACCUCAAAAGACCCAGUUUCUUAUAGUGCUAUUAUUUCAGGAUGUGUGCAAAAUGGCUAUGCUGAGAAAGCUUUACUUAUUUUUCGCCAAAUGCAGUCAUUGGGGAUCGAACCACAUUUGGAAACCAUGAUAGCUCUACUUCCAGCUUGUUCACAUUUGGCCGCUCUACAACACGGGAAAAGCUGCCAUGGAUAUGCAGUUGUUCGUGGCUUCAGUAAUGACACCUCCAUUUGCAACGCCAUUAUUGACAUGUACUCAAAGUGUGGAAAGAUUACAAUCAGUAGGGAGAUUUUUGAUAGGAUGCAGAACAGAGACAUAAUUUCAUGGAAUACAAUGAUAAUUGGUUAUGGCAUUCAUGGCCUAUGCGUGGAGGCACUUUCACUAUUCCAUGAAAUAAUGGCGUCAGGCUCGAAACCUGAUGAUGUGACCUUUAUUGCUGUUUUAUCUGCAUGUAGUCAUUCAGGACUUGUCACAGAAGGGAAAUAUUGGUUCAGUUCCAUGAGCCAAGACUUCAAUAUCAAACCAAGGAUGGCACAUUAUAUAUGCAUGGUUGACCUUCUGGCCAGAGCGGGAAAUUUGGAUGAGGCAUACACCUUCAUUCAAAGGAUGCCAUUUGUGCCUGAUGUUCGUGUAUGGGGUGCAUUGCUUGCUGCAUGUAGGACGCACAAAAAUAUUGAAAUGGGUGAACAAGUGUCAAAGAAGAUCCAGCUGCUGGGACCUGAAGGUACUGGAAAUUUUGUUCUUAUGUCAAACAUAUAUAGUUCUGUAGGAAGAUGGAAUGAUGCAGCACAUAUUAGAAGUAUACAAAGGCAUCAUGGUUACAAGAAAAGCCCAGGGUGCAGUUGGGUUGAGAUCUCUGGGGUAAUCCAUGCAUUUAUUGGGGGCCAUCAAUAUCAUCCACAAUCAGCAUCCAUAAAUAACAAGUUACAGGAACUGUUGGUGGGGAUGAAAAAAUUGGGAUAUCGUGCAGAUUCUAGUUUUGCUCUUCAUGAUGUUGAAGAAGAGGAGAAGGAGCAGAUUCUCCUCUAUCAUAGUGAAAAAAUAGCCAUUGCAUUUGGAAUUCUACACAAUAGUCCCAGUGACCGCAUUCUAGUUACAAAAAAUCUGCGGAUUUGUGCGGACUGCCACUCUGCAAUAAAAUUCAUUACUCUCUUAACAAAAAGGGAGAUAACAGUAAGAGAUGUAAGUCGGUUUCAUCAUUUUAAGAAUGGAAUGUGCAAUUGUCAGGAUUUCUGGUAAGAAAAAGGCAAAGGCGGAUUUGCGGGUCUGGUUAUAAUCACCCACUGGCAAGUAUUCACCCUCUUGAACCACUUUCAUUUAACCAGUAUUCUAAAGUCCUCUGUGGCCUCUCGUGUGGACAUCAAAGCAAGAAAGCUAACCAACUACUAGUACAAUAGAAAAGUGUACUGUUUGCAAUAUAUUAAGCAAUUCAUUUAAGACAUCAAGUGAGUUUUCACAUGUAUUAAAAACAAAUGUUAUCAUCAUAACUGAAUUUCCCAUAUGUUUUUUGAAGAUUUAAAUGGUUCUAUAGGAUGCUAUCAAUGAAGCCCAGAUACAUAGUUC
Trifolium pratense (red clover) is the source of this 2824-nucleotide messenger RNA. Its product is annotated as pentatricopeptide repeat-containing protein At3g16610. The transcript is spliced from 2 exons. Gene Ontology annotation, biological process: RNA modification. NCBI's taxonomy places the organism in Eukaryota, Viridiplantae, Streptophyta, Magnoliopsida, Fabales, Fabaceae. Gene Ontology annotation, molecular function: protein binding; RNA binding; zinc ion binding. The record is from RefSeq and is a predicted model, not a curated record. The coding region runs from base 134 to 2500 and encodes 788 amino acids.